Molecule: messenger RNA, 3759 nt
Organism: Paramacrobiotus metropolitanus
Lineage: Eukaryota; Metazoa; Tardigrada; Eutardigrada; Parachela; Macrobiotidae
Product: sushi, von Willebrand factor type A, EGF and pentraxin domain-containing protein 1-like
Exons: 18
Coding region: 402-3620 (1072 amino acids)
Source: RefSeq, a predicted model, not a curated record
CGCGCGCGAAGACAUUAGAAGAGAAACUGAAGAAGCAUUUUUACCGGAUGCGCUUCACUGACACCAUCUCAUCCGUCUUCUAACCUGUAACAAAAGCAUUAUUUUGACCCGUUAUCGCACACCGCCGACAGCAGAUUCCAUCCCUGUUGCUAAAUUUUUACGGAUUACACAUUAUGCGGCAUUCCUAUUUUAUAUGGAAUUAAUCUGGAGUGAAUAAUUUGGCCAAUUUGUCGGACAUUUUUUGCAUGUUAAUAUUGGAUGAUGUUAAUUAGGAUUAUUAAUAUUUUCCGGCAUCGUCGACCGCUGCGGGCACAAUGACAAAAAUAAUAUAGGUUGUUUAUUGAGUGGGGGCGUUGCCCCUGGGAAUAUCGCACCUCCCAACCCCGCACAAACUUUUAACCAUGAUUUUUUGGAAAGUUUUAUCAACGUUCAUCAUAUUAAUAUUCAGUCGGAUACAUGUUUGCCAUACGGCAUAUUGUGGUUUCCCCGGGACAGCGGUGAACGGGCGGGUGGGAUUCUCGUCUGAUACACUCAGUUCCGGCACCUUUGCCGCAUAUUCCUGUGAUGAUGGAUACACGCUGUUAGGCAGCAAAUCGCGUUACUGCCUGGAUGAGGGCAAAUGGAGCGGAUCUCUUCCUGUUUGUGUGGUGAAUGUAGCGUUAAAUAAACCGGUUAACGCAUCCAGUUCAGCGGAUGGCGGUGCCGCGGAGCAUGGCAAUGACGGAAAUGUGGAUAAUCGGCACAGAAAGCAGUUCUGCGUGGAGACGCAGCGGGAGGAUCAUCCCUGGUGGCAGGUGGAUCUGCUCGGCUUCUAUGACAUUUACGGACUGCACAUUAUUGGCAACGCCGAUGCCGAUGCCGGUCGAACGGUGGGGAAUAUUCAGAUUAGAGUGGGAAACAGUACAUAUGCUGCGGAGAAUAAGCUCUGCGCCUGGAUACCGGAAGCCCUAGACCCGUCCGCACCGCGGGAAAUACAGUGUGCAGUGCCAUUACGUGGACGUUUUGUCAGUAUUCAUUCCGGGGACGCGGAUACCGUUCUCUCUUUCUGCGAAGCCCAGAUAUUUUCCUCGCAAGAAUUGCCAAGUCUCAAGUGUCCAGUGCAGUCGGCACAGACCUACGUCUUUCAGCAGCGUUGCUACGAUGUCCAUGUGGAAGCGCGAACCAAUCAGGCUAAAGCCGGCAAGAACUGCCAGGAUAACAGCGGGACUCUCGUCACAAAGGUCACCGCUGCAUCGCAGCAGUUUUUAGCCGGAAUACUCAAACGGUUAGAGAACAGCAAACUCCUUUCGACACCGGCCAAUGUCUGGAUGGGCUUAUCACGGAAUCUGGGAGCGCAGCCGUGGUUCUGGCACUGGCCUAACAAUGCUUCGCUCAACGAAACAUUCUGGGGAGACGGGCAACCUAAUGAGUUUGAUAGUCGCGCUCAAGUUUGUACAGCAUUCAGUAGCGAAAUGGACUAUAAAUGGAACGAUCAGCUGUGCAAUGUGGAAGCCAAUUGGAUAUGUCAAUAUGAUCCCGUCAGCUGUGGAAGCCCAGAAAUUCGGCCGAAUUCCACGAUAACCGGCAAAAAACCCGGCUCCAAAAUUGGCGAGACCAUUGAAUAUCACUGCGAAGUGGGUAAUCAGAUGAUUGGCAGUCCUAACCGGACCUGUCUCCGCGAUGGCAAUUGGGGACCCACGGAAGCGGCAGUCUGCCGAUACGUGGAUUGUGGCGAACUACCCAAGGUUAAGGAUGCCGUGACCUUCUUACUACAAGGCCGCACCACGUACGGCGCAGGGGGAGAAUACGCGUGCGCCGGAAAUCUGUCGUUAAUUGGCAGCUCCCGAGCGUACUGUACCGGGGAUGGAUGGUCCGGUGCGCCACCGGAAUGCCGCUAUGUGAAUUGCGGAUUCCUCCCGGCCAUUGCCAACGGUGCCGCACUGUUACUGGACAGUGGUACUUACUAUAAAGCUCGCGCAAGAUAUGAAUGUACGGAAAACUACACGCUGAUUGGAACAACCAUGUUGACCUGCAACGAAAACAGCUCCUGGAACGACAGUAUUCCCCUGUGCAAAUUAAAGGAAUGCCCGCCGGUGCCGCCGUUAAUCAACGGCCAAAUCAGCGGCUCCAAUUACUCCCUGGGCAAUCAGUUGACCUAUGCCUGCAACGAAGGAUAUUACUUGUCGAGUGACGUGCCCAGUACGCGUCUGUGUCUGAUGAAUCAGCAGUGGAGCACGGAAGCACCGACAUGCAUACCGAUCGAUUGCGGCAUGCCGGAGCAGUUAGCGAACGGGACGUUCUCAUUGUUAAACGACGGGACAACGUACAAUAAAACGGUUAUUUACGGAUGCGAGAGCAAUUUCGCCCUGCAUGGUGAUCAGCAAAGGAUCUGCACGCUGGCGUCCGUAUGGAGUGGUACCGCACCCAAAUGCAUCGUGUCCAGCUGUAAAGCACCCGAUCUGGAUGAUAAUCAGAGCUUCAUCACGGCGAAUUUUAGCGUGGGGAAUAUUGUGCAGUUUGGCUGUAAAGCUGGCUACCGGGUGCAAGGUGUCCAGAACUAUACGUGCCAUCCGGAUGGCUACUGGAUCGGCAACAAGCCUAUUUGCCAUUUCCUGGACUGUGGACCACCGCCGGUCGUGAAACACGGAUCCUACCGCUCCUCCGGCCCCGACCACGGGCUGGGCACCAUUGUGACGUACAGCUGUGACAGCAACACGACACUACUGGGUGACUCCGUAAUUUAUUGCACGGAGACGGAGACUUGGAGCGGAUAUCCACCGACAUGUGUUGGUUGCGGUCCACCGGAGUUCGUCAACAAAGCCGUCAUCCGCGGAGACGACUACAGCCUAAACGGAACGCUCGACUACGCUUGCGAACCGGGUUACAAGCUAAUCGGGCUCACGAAACGAACGUGCCUUUUCCCCGGAAACUGGACCGGUCUGCCACCGGUCUGCACAGAGAUCACCUGUCCGCUUCCACCCGCCCCGGUCAACGGAACGCUGAGCAGUCGGAAGCCGGUUAAGGUGGGAUCAGCCGUUAAGUUCCUCUGCAAUCCCGGAAAUGUCGUCAUCGGCCCAUCCGAAGCCACUUGUGCGCUGGACGGAUCAUGGAAUGUCGAUGCUCCCACUUGUAAAUAUGUCAUGUGCGGAAAGCCGAUGGAAGUGAAACAUGCUAAAGCGCAUUACAACGGCACAGAAUACGGAAGUUACGUCAAAUACAUUUGUAAAGAAACAUACUUCCUCCAUGGAAAAUCGGAGAUCUUCUGUGCCGAAAACGGGCACUGGGAUCCAUUACCGGAAUGCAGCACCCUUCCACCUGCAGAAGAAAAAGUGCAAGCAGGACGACUGCUUGAUGAUGAAGCUAACGUCAGCAGCCCGAAGAAGGCCGCUGAAGGCGGGGCCACGAGUCACGCCAGCCAAUUGGGGAUGGGCAUCGGCAUUGCCGUCGCCUGUUUACUGGUGAUAUUGACCUUUGUCGGCAGCGUUAUCUGGAUAAGAGUACGCGGUCGAAAGAGUCAUCUGGUGGAUCUGCCCAUCGGACGGACCACCUAUGUGGAUCCUAAUUUCUCCUUCAAACCCAAAGCUCACGUCCAGGUCACCAAAGCCUAUGUUAAUGAUGGAUUCGAUAGUACAGCUCUAUGAUGACAGCACUGUCUUCUGUGUGGUGUCUGUGGCGUUCUUUUGUACAGUUUUUGUAUUCACUUGGCUUUGUUGCUCUCGUACGAAAUCAGGAUGCGCCUAAUACUGCCUGAUGCAAAUUAUUUUAAAAUACUCAAUAAAU